AUGUCUGUUAAUUCUGUUACUAUAAGAAUUGAACCUAAACCAUUUACAGCCUUGGAUCAACAAAGAUGGAUCCUAACCACCAUCGACACACUCCAGCAAAGAACCUGCGUCCGAUUUCGCGUCAGGACCGCUGCUGACCGCAACUUCGUCAGGCUGACCGGAAGGCCAACUGGUUGCUACGCCAGCGUCGGCUUCGACCAAAACAGGGGCAUUCAUACGAUGAAUGUAGCACGUGACCAGCCUGGCCAAGGCUGCUUGAACUGGGUCGUCAUCGUCCACGAGUGGUACCACUUGCUUGGAUUCUUCCACAUGCAGUCCACCUACAAUAGGGACGACUACGUCCGGAUCCACUGGGAGAACAUCGAGAGAGGGUACGCCUUUGCCUUCGACCGUUAUGAUAACAGCAUCGUUUCCAACUUGGGACUUCCUUACGAGUACAGCAGCUGCAUGCACUACGGAACCCACUUCUUCAGUGCCAAUGGGCGCCCCACUAUUUCUACCACCAGGCACUACGGAGGAGUAUUAGGCCAGACCUCAGUCGUGACGGGCUUCGACAUCUGGCGCCUGCAACGCCACUACAACUGUCCCGGAGCUUGGAGCGCCGCCGCCGAGAUGAAGGCACGGACCACCAACUACGCGAUGGAAGAUGGAAAAGUGGUGGAGGUGCCGGCUGACAACAAGUUCGCUGAUGAAUACGAGCUGAUCGAAGAGAAUGAGGAAGAAUAAACGCUGGAGUUCAAUAAUAAUGACCUAUUAA
This is a messenger RNA of Ostrinia nubilalis (European corn borer), 757 nucleotides long. RefSeq names its product zinc metalloproteinase nas-13-like. NCBI's taxonomy places the organism in Eukaryota, Metazoa, Arthropoda, Insecta, Lepidoptera, Crambidae. Gene Ontology annotation, molecular function: zinc ion binding; metalloendopeptidase activity. Gene Ontology annotation, biological process: proteolysis. The transcript has 4 exons. The record is from RefSeq and is a predicted model, not a curated record. The coding region runs from base 1 to 726 and encodes 241 amino acids.